This is a messenger RNA of Insectozyma verbasci, 2823 nucleotides long. The record is from the annotation of a GenBank genome assembly. NCBI's taxonomy places the organism in Eukaryota, Fungi, Ascomycota, Pichiomycetes, Serinales, Debaryomycetaceae.
AUGAAGUUUGCUGAGGCUUUGAAUGAAGGAUUAGUACCUGAAUGGCAGGAUCAAUAUGUAAGUUAUAAACAAGGUAAAAAAUUAAUUAAAAAAUGUAAAAAAUUAAAAGACGAGUAUGAUUUUGAUGGUGGUGAACAAUUGAAAAGAUAUCGUAACGAUAAUACUAACAAUGAUAGAACACCAUUAUUAGAACCAUCAAUUCCUGAACCUACUUAUUCAAGUGAUAAUAAUGAACCAACAGAACCAGUUAGAUUAAGUAGAAGACCUUCAAUUUUUAAUUAUUCUUUAAAAUCAAGUAGUAAUAAAAAAGAAGAAUACCUCAAGGAGUCUAAAAAAUUUCAAAUUUGGUUAGAUCAAGAAUUACGUAAAGUUGAAGAAUUUUAUCGAGAAAAAGAACAAGAAGUUUAUGAAAGGUACUUAUUGAUUCAAGAUCAAUUAUAUCAAAUGAAGGAUCAAAAAGCACAAAUUAUAAUUGAAAAAUCAAAACAUGAUAAUAAUGAAGGUGAUAAAAAUAUAGCUGGUGAUGUCGCAUUUCAUACAAAAUUCUUUUUCACUGAAUUAAAUCGAUAUGAUUUACCUAGUUUACCAUCAAUGAGAUUCUUACAAAAAUGGAAACAGAAAAGAAGAAGAAAAAGAAAAGAAGAUGAAAUUUCACUACAAUUACAAGAUGAAACAGAUUUAAAUUAUGCUGAAAACAGAGUUAGAAAUGGUUUAGUUCAAUUAUCUGCCGAUGAUUCAAGUACAAUUCGACCAGAAUCAAGUAAUGAACAAAUGAGUAUUGAUUCAGAAAUAGAUUCAAAUAUCCCAGAUCAACCACAACAUUUUACACCGGAACAAAUACGGCAACAGAAACGUAGAGAUUAUUCAAUUAAAAAACAACAUUUUGGUGUUCCUUAUUUAUAUGCUAGAAAACAAUUAAAAUCAGCAAUUUUAGAACAUUAUAGAGCUUUAUCAUUAUUAAAAUCUUAUAAAAUAUUAAAUAGAACUGCAUUUAGAAAAAUUACCAAAAAAUUUGAUAAAGCAAUGGAUACUCAUAUAAUGGAUAAAUUUUUAAAUAAAAUUGAUCAAAAUUCAUACUUUUUAAUUAGUGAUUUAAUUGAUAAGAUAAUAACUCAUGUUGAAGAAUUAUAUAUAAAUUUUUUUGACCCUGAAACUAAAGAUAGAAAACACUCAUUAGAGAAAUUGAAAACUAUCGCAUAUGCUGUCAAUGCUUCAGAAAUGAGACAAGAAUAUUAUGGAGAAUUUUUUACAUCAGGUAUAUUAUUAGGAUUUGGAAUACCAUUAUUUGUAUUGGCAUUAUAUACUGGAUUACAUAAAACUUUAAAUUCAGAAAUAUCUGAAGGUACAUUCUUGUUACAAAUUUGGGGUGGCUUUUUUUUAUUAAAUUUAGCAUUUUUAUUAUUUGCUAUUAAUAUGGCUGUAUUUGAAAAAUUUAAAAUAAAUUAUAAAUUUAUAUUUGAGUUUAAUAUGGCUACAGCUUUAAAUUAUAAACAAUUUUGGUUAUUACCAAGUUUUGGAUUUGCAUUUUUAUCAUUAAUUGGUUGGUUUAGUUUAAAUAAUUUUUGGCCAACUAAAUUCCCAGGUCGAGAUUGGCCAUGGAUUUAUUUUGCCGUAAUGAUUAUAAUUGUAUUUUGGCCAGGUAAUCAGCUUUAUGCAUCAAGUAGAAAAUGGUUACAAAUUGCAAUUUGGAGAAUAGUAUUUUCUGGUUUUUAUCCUGUUGAAUUUAGAGAUUUCUUUCUUGGGGAUAUUAUAUGUUCAUUAACUUAUACAAUGGGUAAUAUUUCAUUCUUUUUUUGUUUAUAUGCUCAUCAUUGGGAUGGUACAUUAUCAGGACAACCAAGUUAUCGAAAUACUUGUGGAUCAAAUAGAUCUCAAUUAAUGGGAUUUUUCAGUACAUUACCUAGUAUAUUCAGAUUUAUGCAAUGUAUUCGUCGUUAUAUGGAUACUGGUGAUUGGUUUCCUCAUUUAGCUAAUAUGUUAAAAUAUACCAUGUCGGCAAUAUACUACAUAACCCUUAGUGUUUAUCGAAUUAAUAAUAAUACUCAGAAUAAAAUUGCAUUUAUUAUAUUUGCAUUUAUAAAUUCAAUUUAUACUUCAGUCUGGGAUAUAGUAAUGGAUUGGUCAUUAUUACAAUUUGGAAGUAAAAAUUUUUUAUUAAGAGAUAAUUUAUUUUAUAAAAAUCCGAUAUAUUAUUACAUUGCAAUGGUUUCUGAUGUUAUAUUACGAUUUCAGUGGGUUUUUUAUGCGUUCUUCAGUCAUCAAAUUCAACAAUCUGCAAUCACGAGUUUCAUAAUUGCAAUUGCAGAAAUUGUGAGAAGAUUUAUUUGGAUUUUCUUUAGGAUGGAGAAUGAACAUUGUACUAAUGUGGUUUUAUUCCGAGCAUCAAAGAAUACUCCGUUACCUUAUGUUGUUUCAAAUAAAGUAGAAAAAGCAAUUAAACAAUUGGUAGAAUUGAAAUAUUUAGAAUUUGAAGAAAAUCUACCAGAAGUGGAAACUACUGAAGAAGUAGUGGAUCAAGAACCUUAUACUACUGGAAGAAGAACUUCAAUACAAGAUGAAGAAGGUACUUUAGGACUAACUAGACGUACUUCAACUACUUCAUUACCUUCAAUUCAAAGAAAAAAAUCAGUUUUUAAACAAUUUACAGAUACGUUAAAUACUGCUCAUAUUAAAGAUUUUCAAAGAAGAAAAACCAAAGCUCAUCAUGAGGAUGAUAGUGAUGAUGAUGAUGAUGAGGAGGAAGAAGAGAUGAGUUUACCAAGUACUAGGAGAACAGUAAGUAAAGGUUCAAAAUUGGCUUCAUUAAGAGAGGAAGAUGAAUAG